Molecule: messenger RNA, 2036 nt
Organism: Aphis gossypii (cotton aphid)
Lineage: Eukaryota; Metazoa; Arthropoda; Insecta; Hemiptera; Aphididae
Product: interleukin-1 receptor-associated kinase 4-like
Exons: 7
Coding region: 593-1945 (450 amino acids)
Biological process (GO): protein phosphorylation
Molecular function (GO): protein kinase activity; ATP binding
Source: RefSeq, a predicted model, not a curated record
AUCAAUAAUAUUGUCUUGGUCUGUGUCAUACUGGCAUACUCUUAUUUCACUUUUUUAAUAUUUAUACUAGUUUGUUCUUUGGUAUUAGUUAUAUUAUUAUGUAAUAUUUGUCCACACUACCAAAACCAUACCGAUGAUUGUGAACAUUCACUUUACAGCUGAUAUUAUGUACAAUAGACAAUAGUAUAAUUUUAUUCAUAUUUGCAUUUUGUGGUGUUUAUUAAUUAGUUAUUCAGUUACCUCAUACUCAUAGAUAAUAGAAGAAUUAUCUAUGCUCAGACCUGUUACAAUCGUGAUAUCAACUAUCAAGGUGGAUCUACAUUCUACCCUAGACCUGUUGCACAUAAAUACAUUAUAUCACAGAACAAUUAUAAUAACUUCAUAAAUUGUAAUUAGAGAUUUGUCUUAAAUUGGCAAUUGCAUUUAUUCAUAUUUUAUAUUAGUUUUAUUUAGCCCCAGACUGCCAGUGGUUAUUAGCUACUGAGAAUGUAAAAAGAUUUAUAAUUAGAUGAGAUUUGAGUGAUACCUACCUACUAAUAUUAUUGCUACAUUAAUUGUAGUCAUAAUACUGGUCAACAUUUUAUUAGGAAGUAUGAUGCUGGAAACCACAGAGGUACGUAAAAUGGAUGCAACGCUCAAAUUCGAAUUGGUAAAUUUAUUAGACAUUAAUGAUAGCUGGAAAUCACUCAUGGCUACUGUAACUGUUGACUGUGAUCCAACCAAAGGUCGGAAAUAUACUUUUGAUCACUUGAAAUUAAUCGAAAUGGCGAGCCAAACACAACGGCGAUCUUGUAGUGAAAUAUUUUUAGAAGAAUGGGGAACUAGUGGUCGUAUUAGACCUAAUCUCAAGAUUCUUAAGGAUCUAUUGUUUGAAUUAAAACUAAUACGAGCUGCUGAAUGUGUAGCUUCUAAAAUAACGGAUAAACCUAUUGGAGACACUUUGGAGACAUCUAUGAACAUUCUCGAGACUGAUGAAUUUAUAAAUAAUUAUAAUAGUGAAGACUGUAAAUCUACUUUGUUUGCUCAUCAGUUAGAGACUAGAUUGAUUUUAAAUGAUGACCAAAUUAAUACUAGGUUUGAAAAAAUUAAGCUUCCUUAUAAAUAUUUAUCUAAUGCUACAAAUGGAUUUUCUGAUUCAUGUUUAAUCGGAUCUGGAGGAUUUGGUAAAGUAUUCAAAGCAAAAUUAAUUGACCAAAUAGUAGCAAUAAAACUUAUGGAAAAAAUAAUUGAAGAAAAAGAUUUUAAACAGUACUUAAAUGAGAUUGAUAUUGUUUUAAAAUUUAAGCAUGAUAAUUUAUUACCAUUAAUAGCAAUUUCAUAUGAUGAACAGCCGUGUGUUGUUUAUGCAUUUAUGGAGAAUGGUUCAUUACUUGAUUGUAUUGCAUGUAAAAAUCGAUCAUCGUUAUUAGAUUGGAAACUAAGGAUAAAAAUUGCAACAGAUGUAGCCAGUGGGCUAGUUUACUUACAUACAGCAUUUGAAACACCAUUCAUACAUCGAGAUAUUAAAAGUGCUAAUAUACUUCUAGACAACAAAUUUAUUGCCAAAAUUGGAGAUUUUGGCUUAACUCGCAUUGGAGAUCACACAAUGACGUCUGUAGUGUUAGGAACAUCUGCAUAUAUGUCACCUGAAGCAUUUAGAGGUGAUAUUUCUAUGAAAAUAGAUGUUUUUAGCUUUGGAGUUGUAUUAUUAGAGUUAUUAACAGGAUUACCACCGUACGAUGAAUAUCGGACUGGUUGUGACUUGUUAACUCAUAUAAGUGAAAUUGAAUAUUCUAUAGAAGAAUUAUUAGACAAGCGUGCUGGGUAUUGGAACUACAGUAUUGCUAUUAAAGUAUAUGAUUUGGCAAAUCUUUGUGCAGCUACUAAAAUCCGAAGACCAUUUAUGCAUGGUCAAGAAGGUGUUUAUGAAUCACUUAAAAAUAUUCAAUCUGAAAUUGAUGUAUAAUAUAAUGAAAAAUAAUAAUUAUACAGUAUGUUGUAUAUAACAAUUAUGUUACCAUAAUAAUUUCAACAAAAUAUAAUUUUAUAAUAAAAUA